GUCGUGAUGCGGGUCAGUAAAGGAAGAGCUUCAGGUUAUGUUGAGUGAUGUGAUAUCCGCCCUCCUCAUCUAAAAUACCAGAAUAUUCUUCCUAAUCCCCCGCCUUUAAAUUCCUCAACAUCUGUCUUCUGUAAUAAAUACAAUUUAAACUCGACAUUCCGGUUUGUUUACGGGUUUCUCACUGUCUGUUAGUUGGGUGUGUAUUUCCUUGUGAAUGGGUUGAACCAAAGAGCUCACAGGCAGAGACUUCCUUUGAUUUGGGCACCGGGCUAUAAAGCCUUUCUACAGACCUCUCCAGUUAAAGACAGUUCACAAUCCCCCCUUAAAAAAAAAAACUUUGCGUCUGUACAAUAGAGGACGACAGCAGCUCCAUUUAAAAUGCCUCUUGGAUUGGGCCGCAGAAAGAAAGCAUCUCCUCUGGUAGAGAAUGAGGAGGCAGAACCGAUCCGAGCCGGGCUGAACGUCUCAGGCCUGGAUAGACUGGAUGGUAGUGGGGUCAGCCUGGGCGGAGGAGCGACCCAGGAGGGCCUGCCACCUCCACCGACCAGCCUACGUCCUCGUCUGAUCUUCCACACCCAGCUGGCUCACGGCAGUCCCACCGGUCGUAUCGAGGGCUUCAGCAACGUGCGUGAACUUUAUGCCAAGAUAGGAGAGGCUUUUGGGAUACCUCCAACGGAGGUAAUGUUUUGCACACUGAACACUCACAAAGUGGAUAUGGACAAACUCUUGGGUGGCCAGAUUGGUUUGGAGGACUUUAUAUUCGCUCACGUGAAAGGCCAGAGGAAAGAGGUGGAUGUCUUUAAAGGAGAAGAUGCCCUUGGGCUCACCAUCACUGACAAUGGAGCUGGCUAUGCUUUUAUUAAGAGAAUCAGAGAAGGCAGCACUAUUGAUCAGAUCCAAGUCAUCAACGUGGGUGACAUGAUCGAGUCCAUCAACGGGCAGAUACUCAUCGGCUGUCGCCAUUAUGAGGUUGCCAAAAUGCUGAAGGAAUUACCCAAAGGAAAAACCUUUGUCUUGAAGAUGGUGGAACCUUUGAAGGCAUUCGACAUGAUCAGUCAGCGCUCUGGAAGCAGGUCAGGCUCGGCACAGUUAGGAACAGGCAGAGGAACAUUGCGUCUGAGAUCUAAAGGACCGGCCACCGUGGAGGAACUGCCCUCAGCAUUUGAAGAAAAAGCUAUUGAGAAAGUGGAUGAUCUUUUGGAGAGCUACAUGGGCAUAAGAGACAGUGAACUUGCGGCCACGAUGGUGGAGCUCGGCAAGGAUAAAAAGAACCCGGAUGAGUUUGCCGAAGCUUUGGACGAGACUCUGGGUGACUUCGCAUUUCCAGAUGAAUUUGUGUUCGAUGUGUGGGGCGCCAUAGGCGACGCGAAGGUCGGCCGCGUGUAACACUACUUUUAGGAAAACUUUUUAUUUUUUGGGAGCUGUUUCGGUAGUUCAUCGUUUUUUUUUUUUUUUUAAGCUGGAUAAAGACAUUAUGUUGAAUGACGUAUUCAAGCUGUAUUUAGAUUUGCUCAAGUCGAGUCUUACAAGUUUUAGUGUUGAGUGAUGAGAUGAAUUGAAGAUGUUUACCUCGAUUCGGCCAUCCCUGCGAUGUUAUUCUGUUACAUACUGUGACUUUCACUUGCACUGUAUACAUUGCACGCUAUGGCACAGCAGGCAGAACACACAGUGCAGACUGAUAUAUAGACGCUGUGCUGGUCUGCGACCUCCAUUGUGUGUAUCUGCCCUGUCCUGUUACAAAGUUAUGGACAAUUGGUGUUAUCAACACUACAGUGCGAUGAUUCCCGCAAGCAUGUGCUGUCUUAUGUGUUACGUUCUCUUUUAUAUGAAGGAUUUAUAGUGGCUUUGAAAUCGUGGUGGUGAAUUGUACAUUGCAACUGCUUCCAAUGGACCUCUAGUGCUUUACAUUCCCAGUUCUGUGACUUCCGUUGAAAUAGCUGUUGGGGAAAAAAACUAUAAAACAAGUUUUCAUCGUAGGAGAGAGUGGUGAUGUACCUUCUAAUGCCAAACAUAAGGAAAUCUUUCUGUUAAAGCAGUAUUAGAUAGUAUUAGGAACAGUAAUUUAGCUGUUACAGUAUUUGAUGGAGAGAAUAUGGAGGACAUGUAGGGUUGGGUGAGAUUUCUAAAAAUGUUUACUGCACGAAUUAAAACGAAGUAUUUUGUAGGCAUAAUGUGUUAAACUAAACACAAGAAUGCAAUUUACUCAUUUUCAUUCAUAUGCACCAAAAAAACUAUUGUAAUAUAAAGCAGUAUUAACCUACAUAAAGUAUAUUUUACUACGUCAUUUUUUUACAUACCGAAACUGACAUCUUUGAACAUUUUUGAGUGAUAAUACAAAUGUAAGUUUCAAAUUAAUUAAUUUAGUGCGUUUACAUGCACAGUCUUACGCCGAUUAUGCUUAAUAAACUGAUAACGUGUGGGGUCAUGUAAACGCGUAAAACGGUUUUCCUUUUUCGGCGAAAGCCCAUAAACGGCGUAAGCAAAAACCGAUCGGCACAGGUAGUUUAUUGCUCAUUACGCCGAUUUCGCGUGGCAUGUAAACACUUUAACAGGCUUUCUCACGGUUUUGUCCAUGUGCGCAUGUCUCCGCGUAUGAAAGAUAAACGUCACACGCGGAAGUAAGCGCAAAGUAACGCAUAAAAGUCUCCGCUCGACUAAAGCAGUUGGUAGAGAAACUAAGAAAAUAGAAGCUCAUGUUACAUUUACAGGUUCUGCAGACCCGAGAAGAGAUACAACAGCACAGCUUAAGACAGACAUGCCGUCGGCUUUUUGAAUGACUAUUAUGUACUAUAGGUGGUGACGUCACUGCCUGCGAGAAAACUGAUCAUUCUCCAAGUCCCAUGUAAACGCAGUUGUCUGCAUAGCCGGCUUAUUGAUUUGCAUGUAAACGCAUGUUUUCUAUAAUAAGCAGAUUUUUGAUAGUAUCCACUUAUUCUGUGCAUGUAAACGUACUCAUUGAGUCAUUAGCUGGUUUCCAUUACAGAUUUGCGCAAAAAAUUUCAAUGUUUAUUGCGAAUUGACAACGUUUCCGUUAAUUGAUGUUAUGCGACUAAAACGUAAUUUUUUUGCAAUAAGUCAUUAAAAAACAUGCUGUUAGGUUUAUGUGUAUCGCAGCUAUAGCACUAGCCGUUAUUUUUAAUCAAAGAUAACGCAAACGUGAUUUUCAAGCGUUAAGGGUGAGGAAAGCCCCUUUUAAUUGUUAGCAAUUUCUAGGAGGUUAUAGUACGCACUUUCGCAUCCUUAAGUCGUGUGAUAUGCGAAAAACUAUUUUCAUUUUGCAACAUAUAUUUCUUUUUCGAAUGACCUGAAAACCACCUCAUGCAAGCUUAUUUUUUUGGCGAUAUAUGUGAAUUUUUCCAGAAAUUGACUCUGUUACAUUUAGCGAAUAUACGUUAUUUCAAUUUUUUGCACAAUUGACCCUUUGCUAAGCCCUGCCCUCCUUAGUUACUGUUGCUAUGCCUGACAAGCUUCUGCACCUGGAAAGUCUAUCACAGUAUGUGUGCACCGGUGUCAGACAUUCCCAAGGAGAUAAUUAGUCAUUUUUGGCGAACAGGGGAAAUAUUUGAGAGAGCAAAACAAAAGGGAGGGCACACAUUCGAGGGAUAUAUCCAUGACAUAAUAGCGAAGCGAAGGGUCAAUUAAAAGCAUAUUUGAAACAACUACUCAAUCAACAGUCCAAAUGGAUUAACGAAAAUUAUUAAAAUUCCAAGAGCAUUUUUGCUGCUGAGAGGAAUCGUGAAACUUGGACAAAUAAAAUCUACAUUACAAUCCUAUUCAGAUGCUGCUUUGUUUGAUAUCACCCAACCCUAUGUAAAUCCCAAAGUGAAUUAAGUGGUUUUACAAAAAUGUAGGGCUGCAUAACGAUUAAUCGCGACUAAUCGGUUGUAAAAUAAAGUUUUUGUUCACAUCA
Molecule: messenger RNA, 3910 nt
Organism: Misgurnus anguillicaudatus (oriental weatherfish)
Lineage: Eukaryota; Metazoa; Chordata; Actinopteri; Cypriniformes; Cobitidae
Source: RefSeq, a predicted model, not a curated record